AUGGUCAAGUCAUCCACCGUAGUCAUUGCCCUGCUCAUGGCCGUGGCGACGGCGGCACCUAUUCCCACCGCCCCAAAAAACACUCCCUCCCACUUGAACGAUAACAAGCCCCGGCUAGAGGCCCCCACGCUCGGCAAUCUCCUCCUGAAUCCGGAUCUUUUCAAGACUUUCAAUUUCUCUGGUCUGGCGAAGCCUGUUGGAGAAGCACUUGGUAGCCGUCGAUGA
This is a messenger RNA of Aspergillus thermomutatus, 225 nucleotides long. RefSeq names its product putative pheromone P-factor (Map2). The record is from RefSeq and is a predicted model, not a curated record. Lineage: Eukaryota; Fungi; Ascomycota; Eurotiomycetes; Eurotiales; Aspergillaceae. The transcript has 2 exons. The coding region runs from base 1 to 225 and encodes 74 amino acids.